AUGUGGAGUGACUCGGCUACUGUUCUGUCUUGGAUUCGAGCUGAUCAUCGUAAAUACAAGCAGUUUGUUGCGUGCAGAAUAGGAGAGCUACUAACGAUAAGCGAUGUGAGUCUCUGGCGGUGGGUACCAUCAAAACAGAAUCCGGCUGACAUUGCGACGAAGUGGGGAAAUGGUCCAGACCUAAAAAAUGACAGCGUCUUGUUCAAUGGUCCUUCUUUUCUGCAACUGGUGGAAGCCGACUGGCCGAAAGAAAGGAAAUUUACGCCUCCCACAGAAGAAGAACUGCGUCCCUGUUAUACUAUCAACAAAAUAGCGAUCCCAGAGCAUCUGGUGGAACUUGAACGAUUUUCUCAGCUGACUAGAGCAAUCCGUGCUGUAGCCUACGUGUACCGAUUCGCCGAGAACCUAAAGCAGAAGAUUAGAGGACAGGUACGAUUGGUAGGCCCUUUGACAUCCGAGGAGCUUCAAAGAGCAGAAUGUUUACUUAUACGUGAGUCGCAGUGGCAAUGCUUUCCCGAUGAAAUGGUGAUCCUUAGACGUAACUGUGAGAAGGCGAUAGAUGCGCAAACGCCGUUAGCGAAGGACAGUGCCCUAUACCAGCUGUGUCCAUUUUUGGACGAACAAGGCAUUGCUCGAGUGGAUGGAAGAAUCGGAGCAGCUCCGUACGUAGAAAAAGAGACUAAGUUUCCAGUGAUCCUUUCUAAGAGGCAUCGAUUGACGACUCUACUAUUAGACGGUUAUCAUCGAAAGUAUCUACACGGGAACAAAGAAACUGUAGUUAACGAGGUUCGCCAGCGAUGCUAUAUCCCGAAACUCAGGGCGGCGGUAAACAGCGUUGCCAAGGCCUGUCAGUGGUGCCGUGUCUACAAAAGUUCACCGAAGAUCCCCCGCAUGGCACCGCUGCCUCUAGCAAGAUUGGCCUCAUUUGUGAGACCAUUUACGUACGUCGGUCUGGACUUUUUUGGGCCGUUGACGGUGAAGGGUGCCGCUAGAUUGAUACAGGAACAAAUGGAACAACUAGCCGUUACAUUUACAGGUACCACCACCAGGUGGAUAUUUAAUCCACCUGGCACUCCGCAUAUGGGCGGGGCCUGGGAGAGGAUGGUCCGCUCAAUCAAAACUGCCGUCGAAACGGCGUAUACCAACAACCGCAAGCUGGACGACGAGGCGUUAGAAACAUUUAUGGUCGAGGCCGAAGCUAUAGUCAAUAGUCGUCCGUUAACGUAUCUACCACUCACGUCGGAAGAGAGCGAGGCACUCACGCCGAACCACUUCUUGCUCGGCAAUUCCAGUGGGGUUCGGCAACCGGUAACUGAAGCAACGGAUCCGGCGGAAGCGCUGCGCUCAUCGUGGAGCCAAGUUCAACACCAGCUCGACGUAUUCUGGAGAAGAUGGACCAGGGAGUACCUCCCGACUCUGACGAAGCGCCCGAAGUGGUGUGGUGAAGAAAAGCCAAUAAUGGAAGGGCAAUUGGUACUGGUAGUGGGUGAUGGCAAAAGGAACGAGUGGACAAGAGGUCGUAUUGUUGAAGCAAUAAAAGGGGCGGAUGGGAGAAUACGACAAGCAAUCGUACAAACUGCGAGGGGGCUUGUGCGAAGGCCAGUGGCUAGGUUGGCUAUACUAGAAGUGGAUGAAGGUGGUAACACUGGACCUGGUGGCCAGAAUUACGGGGGAGAGAAUGUUGAUAUUGGCAACACUUCUAGCAACGCUUCAGUGACGGCGGGAGUGGACUGUCAGUGA
Armigeres subalbatus is the source of this 1740-nucleotide messenger RNA. RefSeq lists its product as uncharacterized. The coding region runs from base 1 to 1740 and encodes 579 amino acids. The record is from RefSeq and is a predicted model, not a curated record. The transcript has 2 exons. Gene Ontology annotation, molecular function: nucleic acid binding. NCBI's taxonomy places the organism in Eukaryota, Metazoa, Arthropoda, Insecta, Diptera, Culicidae.